Messenger RNA from Hippocampus comes (tiger tail seahorse), 1428 nucleotides. RefSeq names its product EI24 autophagy associated transmembrane protein (gene ei24). The transcript has 11 exons. Gene Ontology annotation, biological process: macroautophagy. NCBI's taxonomy places the organism in Eukaryota, Metazoa, Chordata, Actinopteri, Syngnathiformes, Syngnathidae. The record is from RefSeq and is a predicted model, not a curated record. The coding region runs from base 116 to 1138 and encodes 340 amino acids. Gene Ontology annotation, cellular component: endoplasmic reticulum.
CUGGGCGCUUUCCUCGCGUGGUUACUGGGUGAAUAUUUUUCUGCCAUGAGAGCUGACCAACAGGUCAACAGUCCCCAUUCCUUCUGCAGUUGAUGGAUCUGCAGCUGGUACAGAGAUGACAGACAGUGUCAGGGCCUUCCUCCGCAAUGUUGCGACGGGGAUCAAGGAUUCCAUACUCGGGAUUGGAACCAUCUCCAAGCUGGAUGCCCGCAUCCAGCAGAAAAGGGAGGAACAGCGGCGAAGAAGGGCCAGCGGGGCUUUGGCGCAGAGACGGGCUCAAAGUGAGGAGCGUAAACCUGACAAUGACCCCAAAGUAGCCAGCAGGAUCUUUCAGUGCUGUGCCUGGAAUGGAGGAGUCUUCUGGCUCAGUCUUUUUCUCUUCUACCGGGUGUUUAUCCCACUACUCCAGACUCUAUCUGCAAAAAUUAUUGGUGACCCCUCGCUCCAUGGCAAUGUCUGGUCAUGGUUGGAGUUCAUCCUGACAUCUGUCUUCAGUGCUCUGUGGGUUCUCCCACUGUUUGUCCUCAGCAAGAUUGUCAACGCUAUCUGGUUUCAGGAUAUAGCUGACUUAGCAUUCGAAGUGUCUGGCUGUAAAGUGCAACCAUUCCCAAGUGUGAGCAAGAUCAUCGCAGAUAUGCUCUUCAACCUCCUCCUCCAGGCACUCUUCCUAAUUCAGGGUAUGAUUGUGAGCCUGUUUCCUAUCGAUGCCAUUGGGCAGAUGGUCAGUCUAUUGCACAUGUCUCUGCUCUAUUCCCUGUACUGUUUUGAGUAUCGCUGGUUCAACCACGGCAUUGAGAUGCACCAACGGCUGUCCAAUAUUGAGAGGAACUGGCCCUAUUACUUUGGCUUUGGUUUGCCCAUGGCUUUGUUGACAGCCUUGCCUUCAUCAUAUAUCAUCAGUGGCUGCUUGUUCUCCAUCCUCUUCCCUCUCUUCAUCAUCAGCGCCAAUGAGGCCAAGACACCAACAAAGCUGUACCAUUUUCAGCUGCGUCUCUUCUCGCUGGUGGUGUUCAUCAGCAACAAGCUUUUCCACAAGACGGUCCACCUGCAGUCCUCGAUGACAUCAUCAACAUCCUCCGAGAGGCUCACAUCCCCUCACAUCUCCCCUGUCCGACAAAGACUGCUGCCCACACAGUGAUGUUGAUGCUGCAUGAAGGACCCUCGCUUAAUGUGACAAAGGUUUUUCCGAAGGAGUUCCUUAAUGUGUUUUGCAGCACUGGGUUUACAUGUUUUUAAUCUAUUCUCUGCCCCUUUUAUUAAUAUUCAUUUUUUUUCCACGAUGUCAGUGUGACAUAUAAUUGCCCUGUGCCUCACACUCGAAAUGCAUAAUUCACUCACAAUUGUUUUCUUUUGUCAUUUUUUUCCACUCUCAUUUUAUAUAAUGUGCCAUUUGAGUGACUCUCCUUUAAGAAAAUACAGCACAAUAAA